Molecule: messenger RNA, 423 nt
Organism: Fulvia fulva
Lineage: Eukaryota; Fungi; Ascomycota; Dothideomycetes; Mycosphaerellales; Mycosphaerellaceae
Product: Thioredoxin
Exons: 3
Coding region: 1-423 (140 amino acids)
Source: RefSeq, a predicted model, not a curated record
AUGACGUCGUCUCUCGACAUGACGAUAGAGGAACAUGCAACCUCGCCGCCUAUACUCCCUAUGACUUCUUACCGCUGCUCAAGUAUGGAAGAACUGAAAGGGCUCAAAGACUACCUCAAGGCCAGUAAUGCCGAGGGCACUCACAUUAUGGAAGCGACGACAACGUGGUGUUCGCAAUGCAAAGCAAUCCAGCCUUUUGUGGACAAGAUGAUUGCUAAGUAUCCGGAUGCAAAGUUCUACCGAUACGAUACCGAUACUGCUCUAGAUAUCGCUCAGGAGCUCGGUGCCAACUCCAUGCCAACGUUCCAUAUCUUCAAGGACGGCGAUGUCAGGGACAGCGUGACUGGCGCGAAGGCACAGGCUUUAGAAAAGGCGAUCAGCUCGAACUACGACGACAAAGUUGUUGAUGCACCAUCUGAGUAG